Molecule: messenger RNA, 4497 nt
Organism: Iphiclides podalirius (scarce swallowtail)
Lineage: Eukaryota; Metazoa; Arthropoda; Insecta; Lepidoptera; Papilionidae
Source: the annotation of a GenBank genome assembly
AUGGCUGCCGAGAGAGUUCACAAGAUCCGUCACAAGCUGAACCCCGUACGUGAUUACAGACUAAUGGAUACCGUUCACUAUUUGGCCCAAGGUGAAUUUGCGCCGCGGGACGAUGGUAUAAAACUAACACCGUCGCGUGAAGCCGUUCUGAGUGAUAUUAUAUGGGAAGACGUUUGUAGAACUCAUUGGCCAAAUGCACGGCUCGCGCGUCGCCAGCAUUGUGAUCGUUAUAACAACAGAUUUGAAUUGCAACGGCUCAUUGAUAAUCUCCUACGAGAACGAGUGGCGCACGUUGAAAGACGGCGUCGGCGACAUUACAGAAUCGUUAAGCUCAACCAUAGGCACGAAAGCUGCAGACCAGUUGGUAAGACGGGUGACAUCAUUGUGGCGAGUCACAAGAGUAGACAGUCCAAUGAAGAUUCAGAGGUACCCGUAAUGAAGAAGAAUGCUGCCAGUGUGGUCCUAGCGAACAAUAAAUGCGACGAGCGCAAUCCUCGACGAAGCCACAGGAGUCAUGACCGCAUGACGUAUCCUUGGUUGCGUAGGAAGAAAUAUAAGCAAAAUGACUGUUCACCUGGGCCAAGUUCGGCUGUGUAUCGAUCCGCGGCUAGUAAAGACCGCUCUAGUGGCUAUCCAGCGUCUAACCUAAAUAAAAGCAAGAAGAAUACUGAAGCGACGCAAGCAUUUGUGCAGGAGCAAGCUAGCGCCAUGCUGAAAGAUGUAACAGCGGCUCGUCUCCGCCAUUGGGCGCUGAGCGGUUCAGAGAGCAAACUGGAACGCGCAGUGCUUUCGGGCCAGGGUCACCGGCUGCUGGCAGAGGCCGAGGCAGUGCCGCUGCCACAGCACCUGGUUCAGCUCAUCGCCAAAUGUGAUGCCCUCCACGCUGCCGUUGAGAAGGGAUCCCUGCUUGAACUGAGGGAUUUGUUAGACACGGACUACAAUCGCAAUAAAAGCGUAACGUGCUACGACGAGGCGGGCGUAGGUCUACUACACAAAGCUGUAUUCUACGACUACAUGGACAUUGUCAAAUGGCUCGUCGAAAGCUUUCCGCACCUCGUUCAACAACGAGACUCAGAAGGCAGGACUGCGUUGCAUUACACGGCCGUGUGCCGCGACGAGGCGGCAGCGGCGGCGCUGCUGCAGGGGGCGGGCGCGGCGAGGGGGGCGCGGGACGCGUCCGGCCGCACGCUCGCCCACUACCGCGCCGCUCGCACUCUGCUCGCGCUGCCCGCCGCCGACAUGCCACAGCCCGCGCUCAAAAACCCGCCAGGGUUGGCGAUAAAACGCCACAACAUAAGAAUAUGGUGCCACGAGUGUGACAUGGGCCGCUUACAACGUGUAGUGUGGGAAGGCCACGGCACUCGAUUGCUCAGCGAGGUCUCCAGCCAGCCUAUUGUGAAGCGAUUUCUUGAAGCGGUCCCUUACAUUAUGAAUACCAUCCGCGAUAUACACAACUCGGUCAUUCAGAAUGAUCUGGAAGGAUUGAUGAGGCUAACAGCGGACCCCGUGUCGCCACAAGUACUUUCCGGAAGAGAUGUAAAUGGCAUGACGGCUUUUCAUAAGGCUGCCGGGUUGGGACAUUGCGGUAUAUUGAAGUACAUAACAGAAAAAUACCCUCAGGGCAUUAAAGACGUUGACAGUGAUGGACGGGCACCUCUGCAUUACGCCGCUACUGUUAAGGACGAACAACACACAUACAACACGCUUGUCGAACUUGGAGCCGACGAAAGUGUUGUUGACAACCCUAGAAAGAAGAAUUUGAAAGCUGCAACUGAAAACAUAUCGUCAAAAAAUAAUAAUAAUAGUAGUGUAUCAGAAAUAACAGAAAGUUUGCCGAACGCUAUGAAGAAUAGCAGCACUCACGAACUCAUAAGUACUUUACCAGAGUUAGACAAUACGGAUGACACAAAUAUAAAUAAAAAUCAAAAUAAUGAAGAAGAUUUAAAAGACAACGAGGCAACAAACGAAGUAAAAGAAAAAACAUUAAAAGAAGACAUACAUGAAGAAAAAGACAUUGAGCAUAUAACAGAGAAACCUUCUAAAAUGGAGAUUAUGACAUGCAGUGAUGAUGAAAAUAAAACAAAUACAGAUAUAAAAAGUAAUGAAAAUAGUGAUGAAAAUUCUUUAACAAUUGAAGAGACUACAAAAUUAGAUGAUGAUGUCACCUCUGGGGUUAAGAGUAUAGAAGAUCCUGCUAACAAAAAUGCUUCAAGCAAUUCUUUCAAAGAACCUGAUGAAAAUGACGAAAAGAGCGACGAAAUAGAUCAUCUGAAAAAUAGCAUGAAAUAUACUGAAAAGUCAAGUGAACAUAAGAAUGAUGAAAAAAAUCACGAAGAAAUACACGUUCCAAAAGGUGAUUCUAUAAACACCGAAGGAAAAAAGAAAGGUGAUCUUGAAGAAAACAAUGAACUUGCUCAUCUUGAAGAUCACACUAAAGAAAAUAAUGAUAUCCAUAAAGUAAAUGAAGACAAAGAGAUAUCUGAUGCUAAAAUUUCUCAAGCUGCAGAAUCAAUUGUACACGAGACUAUAAACGGUGAAUUAGAAACUGAAAAGGAGGAAAUGUAUCCCCACGCUGAGGAUACAGAUUACAUGCCAGAAGAAAGAGAUACAAUAGGAGAAGAAGGAAACCUGACCAACGGCAGAAAUACUCAGGAAAGUCUUAUAGAAGGUAUAAUUAGGGCAGAUGCUGAACAAGAUUCACAGGAUGCUGGUAUGACAGAAAAAGACGCCUCAGUGCACGGAGAAAUACUUAUUGUUGACAACGAAAUUGACCCAGAAGUGACUGAUUUAAUAAAUAAUGCAAACAUGGAAAUGUUGGCCACAUUAGUACUCAAUGGUGAGGGGUCUAGAUUAAUCGGAAGACGUUCACAAAAUGCAGAACUACAAGCGUUUUUAGAAAACGUACCUAUGUAUAUGCAAAAAAUCAAAAGAGUUCAUAUAGCGGCAAAAGACGGUAACAUAAGAGAUUUGCAAACAGCAUUAGAUAGAAGAAAAUUUGCAAUAGCACGUGACCCAAUAUCGCCAAACGGAGCUACACCUCUACACGUUGCUACCGUAUUUGGAAAAACAAAUAUUAUAAAAUACCUCGGCGGAAGAUUUCCUGAAACCUUAUCUGCCGUAGACUUUGAGGGCAGAACAGCUUUGCAUUACGCUGCAGUCAUACCAGACAAUGGCCAUUAUUUUAAUUUAUUGCAGCAGUUGGGCGCUAAUGCUAAAGAUUUAGAUGAUAAUGGCCGGUCAGCAGAAGAUUAUUUAAACAGCCCUUAUUUACUGCCUUACGAGCAGAUGUUCGCUGAUUAUGGUGUAACUGAUGACGUCAUUCAAAGCAUGUUAUCGGAUAAAGGCAAGAGUCACGCUGCUAACGGCCAUAUGGACAUUCCCACUUUUCAAACGGAAGAGGGCAGAUACCUUGCUAAGUCUCUCGGCGAUCCUUUAAUCAAAGGAUUAACCGAAGUGGCUAACGUAAAGCCUAAAGAUCCGGUCGCGUUCCUUGCCAGUUUUCUACACAAUUUUCCCGAACACGAAAAACCUCGCUUGAACACGCAGGAAUCGAGAACGAUAGUAACGAGCCAAGAACCUGAAGUGAAAAACGACCAACCGCCUCCAUUAGAGCAGAUGGAGACGCCACCAGCAGUGAGGAGUGCAGCAAAAACGGCCGUUCGUCACCAGGGGCCGAUCGACGUCAUCACCCUGGACCCUAAAACCGAAGUCAGCCCUGAUGCCCCGGAGAACGCUUAUAGCAGCGUCAACAGGGACGAACAUGGACAGUCUAUGCUGCAUUUCGCCGCGGCACGCACGCACGCCAACAACGCAUUAUUCCAACUGCUGCAAGAAUCCGACGUGAGUUUAGGAUAUCGUGACGAGCUCUACAGGACAGCGAGAGACGUGUCCAUCCAAGCCAACGUGCCAGAAAACACGGUCGAAAUUGAUAAAUGGGUCUUACAUUUGGCUGCCAGAGGGAACAGUGAGAAAAUAAUGGAAUUACUGUUACAAGGCUACGACCACAUAUUAGACAUCGUGGACUCAGAAGGAAAGUCCAUAACGGAAGUAGUUACACAUCGAGGUGACACGGAAAUGAGAAAUCUUCUAGCGUCAAUACCAGCUUUUGAGGAGUCGCGAGAAUCCCUCCACGCUGCAGUAAGGCAGGGUGACCUAGCCAGUGUACGGGAGACGGUAGCUGCCGAGGGUGGCCGUACCCUCGCACGCUCGCACAACUCUUUCGGCAGGACAGCUCUGCAUGUGGCAGUGCUCGCUCAGCAAGAGGACAUUGUCGCCUAUUUAGCGGAAUCCUGCCCGGAGCUGUUGCGGAUUGGCGACAACUUGGAACGUACACCUCUACAUUAUGCAAUGGGGGUAGACAAAAUUGAGUCUUUGAGUAGAGUGCUCAUCCGUGCCGGCUCCAAGAGAGUCCUGAAAGAUCUAAAAGGGCGCCAACCUUCGUAUUACUUCAUGAACAAGUCCGAUAUACUGCGGCUGAAGGAAGAGGAAGAAGCAUAU